GUCUGCUUAUAGAAAUUUGGAGGGAAAUGUGAUGUGACUGUCAAUCUUCUUUGUGGUGCAUGUGAUGAUAAAUUUGGAAGUAAACUACUGUAAGAGAUUCUCAAAAAAGGAAUGGAACAUUUGGUGUGACAAAUAAAGCCCUAUGUGUCUCUGUGGACUAAGUUGGCAUUUGUCAGGUGUAAGCCACUGAGUGAAAGACGGGAGAGUUCUUGAUUGUCCUAGCUGGUCACAACCGAACGGUGGAAUUGGCGAAACCUUUUUUUCUGCUUCAGUGGUUCUAUCAUCAGCAGCGUAACUAACUAGUGUCACUUGUGGACGGGAGACCGGGAGUGUCUUAGAAAAAAAUAACCGAUCAGCGACUGAUGUUCCUUUGAAUGCUAUUGAGGAGUAACAUUGGAUUUGUCGGAAAUCUGCUGCAGGAUUUUAGAGGAUGCUAACUGGAUAUUUGGAGAGCUAUUAUGUCUCAUAUUGUCUGGUACAUUUUUCUUGAGAUUUAUUUGUGAAGAACUGUUGACAUUAGUGUGAACUGGUGAAAAGAUGAUAUUUGUUUCCUUAGAAACAAUAAUUAUUACUGAAACUGCAAUUUUCUGGAACUCAAAAAAGUUCACUGGUUAGAAUGACCAAGAUGUGGAUUUUUUUUGGCCUACUGGGAUUAAUAUAUGAUUUAAGGCAGAUGGAAUUACAGCUGAUAGAUUUUUAAAGGAACAACAAGGCAUGAGUCAGACAGCAUAAAGACGACCUUGUCCAAGAACAGCACAAAGACAACCUUGUCCAAGAACAGCAUAAAGACGACCUUGAACAGAUACAGCAUGCUUCUCAGGAUCUAGACACUUGUGAAUGAAGAGCCUAAACUAGCCCUCACCAUCUGUAGUAUUGUAAACUUAUCUGUUGUCAUCUUCUGUUGCCAUGGAAACCAGACUGCUUGAGCCAAUGGAGAGCCUCAUCUCAGCUUUUGUCCUUAUUACAUUCCUUCAAACAGCUUUGGGAGCGCAGGAAUUUUACCGGCAGCCAACACACGAAUCAGCAGUCCAGGGUUCAUCCAUCGUGCUGCGAUGUAUAAUCAAGAACCGUGAUGGUACUGUGCAGUGGACGCACGGGGGAUUUGGGCUUGGCACCGAACGCAACUUGCCGGGAUAUGACCGCUACACGAUGAUUGGCAAUACAAACUCUAUAGAUGUGGAUGGAAACUCUAUAGAGGAGUACAGUCUGAAGAUUGACAACCUCCAGCUCAUUGACGACACCAACUACACGUGCCAGGUGUCACCCGGGGACAGCGAUGAAGGAAUCAUCAGUAACAUGGCAACCGUCACUGUGUUAGUUCCCCCAAGCCCACCAAUUCUCUCAGGAAAGGUCACCAUUCCUGUAACCCUUGAAAAGCCAACGAACGUGACCUGCGAUGCUCUCAAUGGGAAACCGAAAGCUCAAAUAACUUGGAAAAAAGAUGAUGUACGCAUCAUGGAAAACACGUACGAGCUUACCACCACACAGCCUGAUGGGAAGCGUGUCGAUACGAGAGGCAUCGUUACAAUAACAGCCCAGCCAUCAGACGCGGGGAAGAAGAUUGAGUGUGGGGCAUGGAACAUGGCAUUGAAAGAAGGAGAGCCGCUCUGGACACAGGCUACACUGGAUGUUCAAUAUGCCCCAAAAUUAACGUUGACCCACAGCAAUCCCGACAGGACAAUCCGGGAGGUUGAUGAAGUGAAAUUUACCUGUUCAGGGGAGGCAAACCCCUUCCAGAUUACAUGGAGAUGGUACAGAAAUGGAGAACUGCAGGCAGAUGUCAAUGGUUAUCAGUACACAAUCCCCCGAAUAACGCGGGAUUUCCAUGGGCAGAUUAUCAGGUGUGAGGCUGAAAACAGCGUGGGGACGACAGCAGUGGAACACUCCUUAAAUAUAUUGUAUGGCCCAAAAUUCAAGGGUGACCCAGCGCAUGUGUCAGUGGACCAGGGCGAGCGUGCAGAGCUUGUAUGCGAGGCAGAGGGCAACCCGACUGCUGAGAUCACCUGGCGACGGCAAAACAAGUACUCAGUACUCCACACUGGGUCCAUAUAUGUGAUCCCCAGUGUACGCGAGGGCAUGUUUGGGGUUUACACGUGUACUGCCACAGUGCUCGGCUUCCAUGAGAUCAGUCGGGAUAUUUAUGUUACGGAGAAUGGUCCACCUCAGAUUACAAGUGACGCCACCCAGUAUGCUUCCAUUGGGGAUCGAGCCAUGAUACAGUGCCUCAGUAUUUCCUCACCAAAACCAAUUUUUGUGUGGUCCCGGAAUAGCCAGCCGAUCGAUUAUGCUUCAUCCGGCCGAUUUUCCGCCCCAGAGGAAGGACUGCCAUUUGGCGGGAAAAGUAGCUUGCAGAUAUUAGAUGUACAGGAGGAGGAUUUUGGGAUUUACAACUGUACUGUGAUAAACACUAAGGGCUCUGCAACCCUCAUGAUUAAGUUGGAAAAAUCUGAGGAAGUACAGAUGGCAGUGAUUAUCGGCAGUGCGGUGGGAGGGGUAGCGGUUAUUUUCAUCAUCGUUAUUGCGUGUAUCAUCUACUACAAGUGUCGACAUUCCGACAAUGAGUCCUACGCAGAGACGGACAGCAAUACGGAAAUAAAGAAACGUGACAAGAACGAGUCUCCGUCGGAGAUGACCAAAUCCACCCUUAUGGACCAAUGGCGGCAGGAUUACAAUUACAGAUACUCCGCAGAAUUUGAUGAUGUGGAUGCGAAGGUUGGGAACACAUCUGGCCAGUAUGUAUGUUAUGAUACGGAGCGAUAUGGUACCAUGCCGACCAAUCACACCAAUGGUCAUUUGUACGGGGAAGGGGUGGAUGAUUUAGGACCACUCAACAGGUUUGAGAACAGUUACAGUACAGGAUACAUCCCCUCCACAUUCAGAAGUCCAUCGAGGACGGAUUUCACGAGUGGCAGAGUUUCUGCAAACGAGUUGGCGAGUGGUCGAACUUCCGUGAACGAUUUCACAUCCGGCCGCGUUUCUGCCACAGACUUUACAAGUGGCCGUGUGUCCACGACAGAUUUUUCAGGUCGAGCUUCCGCUGAUCUUGUGGAACCGUUUCGGCUACCAACUGCUGACAAUACAACUUCAAAACUGGCUACAAAUGUUUAGUGGCUUGUGAUUGGUCAGUUUGAAUUUGAAAAACUUGAAAAGCAUGUUGUGAUUGGUUGAUUCAAAUUAAGUGUGCCUGAGUGACUGUGGUUCUUUGGAAAAGUGCUUGGGUUUUGGUUUGUUGAAAUAAUACAGGAAAAUAGACUAAGAAGUUAAUGGACAGAAAUGCAUUGACAAAUUCCCAAAUAUUCUCAGACCAAAGUAAAGUUACAAGUGUGAUAGUUGUUUGUAGAUGUUUGUGAAAUCUUUCUUGACUUGUGUAUAGGAAGUUGUGUAUAUUAGAAUUUAAUGAAUGAAUUAUAUUUCUUUGAACAAUAUUGAAAUAAUGAAUGUUAAAUGUUCAAACCUGUGAAAUCAUCUAUCAUUGUUGUCAUCAGUUUUUAUAGUGGUUAACAAUAAUGGUGCAUAAUUAUAUUGGAUGUACAUGUAGUAAGUAUCGGGUGUGGAACUAGUCAUUUAUACACAUCAAGGCUUUUGUGAAGCUUAUGAAAUAUUCACAAAUGAAUUUCUCAGGAAAUUCAUUGCAAUUAUGUGCUUUGAACUUUGACCAAAAUUAUGCUGUAAGUUAAUCAUGUUUUGUAAGUGUUUGAUAGUUACUCAUGUUAAACAGAGCAAUAAGUUUGAAUGAUUAUUUAUUUGUGUAUUGUAUCUUAGGAAAUCCCAUCUCAGUUUUUCAAUGAAAUGUAUUUUAAUAUUUGAAGCAUAUUUUCAAUUUAACUAUCACUUUGUUGUCAUGUUUUAUUAAUGAAUGAACUUUUAUUUUACAUUUAAACCCUAAUUUCUUACAUUUAGUCAUUUCAUUUAUUGUUUUUAUCAUGCAAGUUCAAUGAAUGUUUCAGCUAUUAGAAAAUGAAUUGUGUUCCAUGAAAUUCUGAAUCAAUUCUUUUUAAUUUUCUUAUUGUGCAUGAAAUGGUAGCACCAAUUGUAUAUAUUAUACAUACCAUAACAGUUAACAUAGCUUUAGCAAAGUCUCCUUAAUAGCUUCAGGAAAGUUACCUAAAUGUGGCUAUAUAUAAAUAGCUUUGGGAAAGUCACCCUUUAGUGGUUAAUAGCUUCAGGAAAGUCACCCUAUUGCUGUUAAUAGCUUUAGGGAAGUCAGCUAAAUGUAGCUAUAUAUAAAUAGCUUCAGGAAAGUCACCUAAAUGUGGCUCUAUAUAAAUAGCUCCGGUAAAGUCACCCUAUAGCGGUUAAUAGCUUCAGGAAAGUCAGCUAAAUGUGGCUAUAUAUAAAUAGCUUCAGGAAAGUUACCCUAUUGCUGUUAAUAGCUUUAGGGAAGUCAGCUAAAUGUAGCUAUAUAUAAAUAGCUUCAGGAAAGUCACCUAAAUGUGGCUCUAUAUAAAUAGCUCCGGUAAAGUCACCCUAUAGCGGUUAAUAGCUUCAGAAAAGUCACCUAAAUGUGGCUCUAUAUAAAUAGCUCCGGUAAAGUCACCCUAUAGCGGUUAAUAGCUUCAGGAAAGUCAGCUAAAUGUGGCUAUAUAUAAAUAGCUUCAGGAAAGUUACCCUAUUGCUGUUAAUAGCUUUAGGAGACACCUUAAUGUGGUUACAUAUAAAAAGCUUCAGGAAAGUCACCCUGAAGUGGUGAAUAGCUUCGGGAAAGUCACCCGUAGAAAAGAGGUAAAUAGCUUCAGAAAAGUUAUUUAAAGUACAUCCUCCUUUUUUUAUUUCUUUUUAAAAAAAAUUGUUUUAACAUGGUAAAGCUUCACUUUUAUUUCAGUAAAAUAACUUGUUUUAUGAUUUAGUUGUUUAGCUUUUACUUUACAAGAAGUAUUAUUUGUUUUGUGUUCAUUUUCAGCUUGCAAUUUAUUACUUGUUUAUCUAUGCAUACUCUUUGUUUUGAAUAUUUUGCUUGAUUUGCUAUUAUAUUUUCAACGCAAUAUUUGUAAUUUUGUUAAGAUGGAGUUAUUAUUCAAGGGUACUCUAAGAAGAACUGAAAUGCUUCUUUAAGUUAAUAGUAUUGCCAACUUAAUUGUUCAGAAGACCAAAAAUAAAUAACUAGAAUAGUGUUUAGCGCCAACUGUCUCUAUACUAACCAUCGCACAAGCAUAAACUGCCGAAAAACCCAUUUAAUAAAACCAAUGAAUGACUAAGCAAAACUAUAGAGGUUGUUUUUUGUGAAAGCGUUCUAAAUUAUUUAAUCAGAAUCCUUCAGUGGAUUCCAUUAGUGGAGACAGAGUGUGAACAAGUUAGAAUAAGUGUGGAAAAAUCAUGUAAACUGAAGUGAGUAAAUGACAAUUUAACUUGCUAGUCAAAUACUUACAACAAUUGCACAAUUUAGUAGCAAAUAAUGUUUUUCCUCUUUAUUUGUUAUGUUUUGCCUAAUUUAGCCCCAAAAGCUGGGUUCUAUAGCAUUUUACAAUGGUUGAAAUUCAGAAGUUCUAAGUUGUUCAAAAUAGAAGGGACAUACUGGUAUUGUUAUGAAAUAAUUAGAAAAAGUGCAAAAAAAAAUGUUUUUAACUUUUGUGUGCUGUAACAACAUAAGGCUUUUGUGAAUUUAGAUCUGUUUGUCAUUACAUGUAUUCCUUCCGUUACUUAAUUAAGUUGAUCUCAAAGCAUCAUAUCGGAUAAAUGAAAAUAAUAAAUGAAAAUACGCCAUAUAUUGCUCUACUGUUUCUUUCAAGUGUAAGUUUGAAUGGACCGCAACAUGAUGGGGCCAUAUAAUCGAUACACUUUUUGUACAAUCGCUUUUUCUCAAAAUAUUUCUGAGAAAAUAUAAGAUCUUUUUACAAGCUAAAAGCUUAAUUGGUCAGGUUUUGGAAUGUUAAUUUAAAACACUGACAUAAUACUUCACUCUUAAUUUUAAUUUCUAAUUCAUAAGAUGGCCCUAUGGUUCAAUAUUGCAAUUUUGUUAAUGUAUUCAGCUAUUACCACAGAGAAAUAAGUUUUUGAAUUUUAAUUCUCUGUUUUUAUUUUGGGAAAAAAAUAUUUAAUGUUAUUGAUAAUUUUGUCAUUGUGCAUAAACUUUAACCUUGGCUGUAAACUUAAAACCUGUUCCAAGAUAUUCAAAUGAAACUUGGUACACCUGUUGCCAGGGACAAUAUGCGCAUGCAUAGAAAGGCCCAUAACUCUAGCUUUGAUAUUUAUUUAGUCAUGCACCUUGUUCAAAUGGAAAAAACAAGACAGACAUUGGCAUAUGUUUUGCUGCACCCAAGUUUGAAAUUAUAUUCUAUUAAAUAGAUUGUAACAUGGGUCUUUAGUUAAACAAUAAUUCAUUGUAGCAUUAACUUGUAUGCAUUAUAUCUAAAAUCUGCCAAUUUUAUACAAUUUAUCCGUUGUUAAUAUUUUGCAACCCAUUAACUCUCACUAUCUGUACAUUUCUGAGUACUGAUGUUUGUUAUUUACUUUAUAUUAUUAUGGAUGUCUCAUUUAUGUGUGCAAUGAUGAUUGUAUUGUGUAUUAUAUUGCUAUUAAACUAUGAUAAAUAAAGUUAAUUUUCU
Messenger RNA from Mya arenaria, 6542 nucleotides. RefSeq names its product irregular chiasm C-roughest protein-like. Gene Ontology annotation, cellular component: cell-cell junction. The transcript is spliced from 16 exons. Lineage: Eukaryota; Metazoa; Mollusca; Bivalvia; Myida; Myidae. Gene Ontology annotation, biological process: cell-cell adhesion. The coding region runs from base 907 to 3108 and encodes 733 amino acids. The record is from RefSeq and is a predicted model, not a curated record. Gene Ontology annotation, molecular function: cell adhesion molecule binding.